Messenger RNA from Megalobrama amblycephala (Wuchang bream), 858 nucleotides. RefSeq names its product hydroxycarboxylic acid receptor 2-like. The record is from RefSeq and is a predicted model, not a curated record. Gene Ontology annotation, biological process: phospholipase C-activating G protein-coupled receptor signaling pathway; positive regulation of Rho protein signal transduction. Gene Ontology annotation, cellular component: membrane. The transcript has a single exon. Lineage: Eukaryota; Metazoa; Chordata; Actinopteri; Cypriniformes; Xenocyprididae. Gene Ontology annotation, molecular function: G protein-coupled receptor activity. Bases 1 to 858 code for a protein of 285 amino acids.
AUGAACAACUAUACAGUGAGCUUCACCACACCUGAAGCAUCUACAAACUCCACAGCUGAUUCUUUCUGGUUACUUGAAAGUCUGAAAAUGUGUAUGUUCAGCAUCAACCUCCUCUUUGGUUUUCCUACACACUCCUAUGUGAUCUGGCUCAUCGUAACAGGAACAGGAAGUGGAGUCGCAUCAGAGUUCUUCAACCUCAAUCUCUCUGUUUGUGAAAUUGGUAACUGUCUGAAUUGUUUGUUUUAUAUAAUGUCAAUUUGCUUUCAGAGAAUCUCAAAAUUACCACUGUUUUUACUAGGACUAUUCUUCACUGGUCGUCCUCUGUUUCAGUGUCUGAUCUGUGUUGAGCGUUACCUGGCAGUGGUUCAUCCUGUAACCUUUCUGAAGUUCAAACCUCUCAGAUAUAGAGUGAUCUGCUGCACUGUGGCAUGGAUAAAUAUUCUUGGCUCAUGUUUCUGUUGCUUAUUUAUUGUCUUCACUAAAAAUGGAGAAAUGCAUACACAGUUUUUUUCAUUACAAUUCCUACUGGCCAUCUGCAUCCAAAUGUUUUGUCUUGUGGCUGUUCUCAGAGCUUUGAAGCAUUCAGGCCCAGGAGAGAGAAGAAGAGAGAGAAAGGAGGAAAACCACAUGAAGAAAAGAGCAUUUCAAAUCAUUUUAAUUACUACUGUGAGCAUGACUAUCAUCUAUGUUCCAUUUGCUACAACAGGAUUAAUUACCAUUCUAACAAACAAUUAUAUUCAUAAACUCUGGAUCACCAGUCUGAUUUGUUAUGUUCUGGCUGGUUUUGUUCAGCCUGUUCUUUAUUUGCACCGCACUUUGAAAUUUUCCUGCCUUUGUUCCCCAUAUUGUGCACAAUAA